ACCAGUAAGACGGCCAAUUUGCAGAGUCUUCCCUGUGAAGAUCUAAAUUCUCGAUAUCGAUAGCAAGCGAGUCAACUCAACCGAGCGGAACCUUGCGAAUCUGUAUCUCCAUUCCUUUCAUCUGAGAGAGGCGCUCUAAUCAAACCGACCGGGGGUCGAAUCCGAUAAGGAAUGGCGGAUCCGGCAAACACGAAGCUCGGCAGGAUGCUAUUGGACGAGAUCACGCCGGCGGUCAUGGUCCUCCGUACGCCGCUCGUCGAGGAGUCCUGCCGGAAAAAUGGACUAUCCCUGAUUGAAAUGCUGACUCCGUACUGCAAUUUCAACAAUAUUGACGUGCCUGUGAGGACAGCUGAUCAGCCCUACAGAUUGAGAAGAUUUAAAUUGAGAUUGUUUUAUGCUUCGGAAAUUCGGCAGCCGAAUAUCGAGGCUGCAAAGGAGAGGUUAAAACAAGUUAUCACGCAUGCAGGAGACAGAGAUAUUUCUAAGCUGUCUUCAGAUCCACCAGACAUUCAAUCUUUAAUAGCGACAUCUGAGCAGGAAUUUGUGCCAUCUUGGUUUCAAGAUUUUAACAAAGAGCUGGUAGAUGCUGUCUCCUUUUCAGAACAUGAAGCUUUUGAUCACCCUGUGGCUUGUCUUGUUGCUGUGUCUUCAAAGGAUAAAGAUCCAAUCGACAAAUUUGUUGACCUAUUCAAUGCGAACCAGUUACCGUCUCUACUUAACGAUGGUGCUAUGGAUCCAAAGAUUCUGAAGUAUUUCUUGUUGAUACAUGAUAAUCAAGAUGGCCUGGUGGAAAAGGCUACUGGAAUUCUGUCAGAGAUGAGGAAUGCAUUUGGUGCAAAUGAUUGUCGUUUGUUGUGUAUAAAUUCUUCUGCAGAUGGUGCAGAAGAACAUCAAGAAAGUCCAUGGGCAUCUUACAAAAAUGGCACUUCAAGGAACAAGCAGUUCGGUUGUUUCCUUAAUGUGGAUGAUAUAGAAGAGUUAAGAAAUACAAUGCACGAUCUUUCGUCCAAACAUAUCAUUCCUCAUAUGGAGCUGAAGAUUCGUGUACUUAAUCAGCAGGUUUCAGCGACAAGGAAGGGUUUUAGAAACCAGAUAAAAAACUUAUGGUGGAGGAAGGGGAAAGAAGACACACCGGAGAAUCCCGAUGGGUCAACGUACACUUUUAGCUCCACAGAAUCUCAGAUACGAGUUUUGGGGGACUAUGCUUUCAUGUUACGAGAUUAUGAACUUGCAUUGUCAAACUAUCGACUUAUUUCUACGGAUUACAAGCUUGAUAAAGCAUGGAAAUAUUAUGCUGGUGUUCAGGAGAUGAUGGGACUGGCUUAUUUUAUGCUGGAUCAGUCGAGAAAAGAUUCUGAGUACUGCAUGGAAAAUGCAUUUACGACUUAUUUGAAAAUGGGGUCAUCUGGCGGGUGGAAUGCCACACGUUGUGGCAUCUGGUGGGCUGAAAUGUUGAAGGCUAGGGAUCAGUUCAAAGACGCUGCAGGUGUCUAUUGUCGUAUCUCUGGUGAGGAAUCCCUGCAUUCUGCGGUGAUGCUUGAGCAAGCAUCAUACUGCUUCUUGUUUUCUACACCAACCAUGUUGCGGAAGUAUGGAUUUCAUAUCGUUCUUUCUGGCGAUCUCUACAUGAAAUACGAUCAAAUAAAACAUGCAAUCAGAACGUACAGAAGUGCUCUUUCUGUCUUCAAAGGCACAACUUGGAACCAUAUCAGCGAUCAUGUCCAUUUCCAUAUUGGAAAGUGGUAUGCAUUUCUUGGAAUGUCUGAUGAAGGUAUUAAACAUGUGUUAGAGGUCCUGGCCUGUGGUCAUCAAUCCAAGGCCACCCAAGAGUUGUUUCUGAGGGAGUUCUUCCGAAUUAUUGAGGAAACAGGGAAAACAUUUGAGGUUAUGAGGCUUCAGUUACCUGUGAUUAAUUUUCCUCUAAUGAAAGUUGUUUUCGAAGAUCACCGUACUUAUGCCUCUCCUACAGCUGCCAGUGCUAAAGAAAGUUUGUGGCAAUCUUUGGAGGAGGACAUAAUUCCAUCACAUUCGGUUAUGAAGACUAACUGGCUGGAGUCGCAACCAAAAGUUUUACCAAAGAAGUACAAAGAAUCAAAUGUUUGUGUUGCUGGAGAGGCAAUCAAGGUGGAUAUUAGCUUAAAAAAUCCUCUUCAGAUUCCUAUAUCUAUCUCAAAUGUCUCCCUAAUAUGCAAGCAUUCAGCAGAAUAUGAUGAUACCGAAUCAGAUGCAAAUGGGCAUUUGAUUGAUUAUCAGAAUAACGAGGAAUUGAGGACUGCUGUAUCAGUUAGUGGGGAUUUCAGCUUAGAGACAUCUUUGUUUACUUUAUCAGAAGUUGACAUUUCAAUGCGAGGUGGUGAAACUAUUUUGGUUCAACUAACAGUCACUCCAAAAAUAGAAGGCAGCCUAAAAAUAGUUGGCGUUAGGUGGAAACUCUCAGGUUCAGUGGUUGGAGUUUGUAACUUCCAGUCAGAUAUUGUCAGAAAGAAAGUUGCUAAAGGGAAAAGGAAACCAAAACAGUCGGUGAAAGAUAACCUGCAGUUCUUGGUGAUAAAGAGUCUACCCAGGCUCGAGGGCGUCAUUCACGACUUACCUACGACAGUGUGUGCUGGAGAUCUCCGCCGUCUUACCUUAGAGUUGAGAAAUCCAUCUAAAAUAUCUGUGAAGAAUUUGAAGAUGAGGAUCAGUCAUCCUAGAUUUCUUAAUGUUGCAGCUCAGGAAGUUAUGAACUCGGAAUUUCCUUCUUGCCUUGAAAAGCAGGCAAGUUCAUCACAAAGUUGCAGCCAAGUGGACGAUGGCAAAGCAGCAAAUAGUGUAUUUGUGUUCCCCGAGACUGUAGCAAGUUCUUGUGAAGCGCCACUUAGAUGGCCCCUUUGGUUCAGGGCUGCUGCUUCCGGAAGCAUUUCACUUUAUAUAACUAUUUACUAUGAAAUGGAAGAUGGUUCAUCAGUCAUAACAUAUCGAACUUUACGCAUGCAUUACAAUCUGGAGGUAUUGCCAUCUCUAGAAGUGUCAUUUCAAACCAGCCGAUCUCCUUCCAGAUUGCAAGAGUUCCUUGUCCGGAUGGAUGUUAUCAACAAGACCGCUUCCGAGAGUUUCCAGGUUCAUCAAUUAUCAUGUGUUGGAGACCAGUGGGAGCUUGCAUUACUCCAACCAAUAGAUUCUGUCAUGCCUUUGAAAUUUCUGAUGGCUGGUCAGGCUCUGUCAUACUUUUUCAAGCUAAAGAAUCACAGAACUCGAGGAAGUACUGAGGACAAUAUAUCUUCUCUUGCCACGUCAGGAAGGGCAGAUGUGAGUCUUCUAGAUAGUGAUUCCACUGGACUGUUUGAUGCAUCCAUUCCUCCUCUCAAUCUUUUUCACCAUCAAGAAAGAGUACAUCAAGAAAGGCACAAACAGGGCCAUGGAAGCACCGUCGAUUUCAUCCUGAUAUCCAAGUCAUGGAGUGACAGCAGUGCUGGGCUACCAAGAACCACAGAAGUUUUCUCUCACCAUACCUGCCAUUGCAGAAUUGCGAGUAACAGCCCAAUCUGGUGGUUAAUGGAUGGCCCCCGGUCAGUUAGUCAUGACUUUGCUGCAGCUGCUUUCUGUGAAAUAAAUCUGAGUAUGACCAUUUACAACAACUCAGAAGAUGCUGUAUCAGUCCGCAUCAGCACCUUCGAUUCCACACCUUCGGUCAACUUGGUCAACCCUGGCGCUUCAGGUUCAGGAGAUGAAGUCGGCUGGCAUCACACAUCUAAUCCGAGCGAGGCUAAAGUGACAUCACCUGAUGUUACAGGAACUCGAGUCGUCAAGGCCCUUCCGACUGAGAGUGUUUCGCCUUUCAUUUGGUCAGGAUCGAGUUCAACUCGAGUCAACCUCAAGCCAUUGACUUCCAUUGAAGUUCCACUCCAGAUCUCCGUGUUUUCUCCAGGUACAUUUGAUUUGUCGAACUACUCGUUGCAUUGGAAUCUGGUACUGUCGUCUGGUAAUGAAGGAGGUCGUGAGAAUGACUCAAGAGUGUCGUCUGGCACGUGCAAGGGUCAUUCUUAUCAUAUCACAGUGCUGCAAAAAGAAUGAGGUGAGAUUUGAGUUAUAUAUAUAUAUAUAUAUAUAUUUCCUCUCAACUCUGGAAUUGGAAAUUGUGUGUAGUAAAUUUAUACAUCUUACAGCCUGUAAAUCACAGUUGUUCAAUGUAUUAUGUUUUUUGCAAUAGAGAAAGAGGAGAAAAUUCAUUUGGUUUUGAACUGGAAAGGCUCUGAUAGAAGUUAUCUCUUCUUUCAAAAUAACUAAAAGAGAUUGUUUUGUUUAGGAAACCUCUAUAAGUAACUGUAGAUCUAAGCAUUUCACCCUUUUGCUUACAACCAAUUUGGUUUUUUGUCGAAGCAAGAAUUUGUUGCUGUUAUUGGAUUUCGACACUUGUCAUUUAUUGGAUUUCGACGUUCCUUCAAGUA
Molecule: messenger RNA, 4427 nt
Organism: Erythranthe guttata (spotted monkey flower)
Lineage: Eukaryota; Viridiplantae; Streptophyta; Magnoliopsida; Lamiales; Phrymaceae
Product: Tetratricopeptide repeat (TPR)-like superfamily protein
Cellular component (GO): TRAPPIII protein complex
Molecular function (GO): protein binding
Source: RefSeq, a predicted model, not a curated record